Gymnodraco acuticeps is the source of this 1889-nucleotide messenger RNA. RefSeq names its product homeobox protein engrailed-1-B-like. The record is from RefSeq and is a predicted model, not a curated record. Gene Ontology annotation, molecular function: RNA polymerase II cis-regulatory region sequence-specific DNA binding; DNA-binding transcription factor activity, RNA polymerase II-specific. Bases 241 to 1113 code for a protein of 290 amino acids. Gene Ontology annotation, biological process: neuron differentiation; multicellular organism development; regulation of transcription by RNA polymerase II. The transcript is spliced from 2 exons. NCBI's taxonomy places the organism in Eukaryota, Metazoa, Chordata, Actinopteri, Perciformes, Bathydraconidae. Gene Ontology annotation, cellular component: nucleus.
UCGUGGAGCAGUGUGCACGAGCAGCAAUAGCAGUCUCACCGUGAGCCGCCGACAAUGACGCGCCGGAGCGCAUUUACGCAAACAGGAUGUCCACAGUUUGCUCCUAAUUACAUCAACCAAUAUUUCUAAAAGAAGGCAACUAUGUUUUAGUGAUUCCUGUUGUCAUAUUGUGGAUAAAAACAAAGGCCCGUGCAGUGGGAGUGGAUUGAGGGAACAGCCACGUUCUUCAGAGAAGCAGCGAUGGAGGAGCAGCGGGACCCGAGCAGCUCGGACAGCAGUGAGGGAGAGAGCGUCUCCCCGGAUCCCAGCCUGCCUUCGCCGCCCAUGCUACCUCUGCAGGGGGCCCAGCAGGCCCACAGAACCACCAACUUUUUCAUCGACAACAUUUUGCGGCCGGACUUCGGCUGCAGGAAGGAGCACGGCCUGGGCCCGCGGGAGAGGGCGCAGAGCUCCGGCCGGGAGCGCGUCCACCCAGCGGUCAGCAGGCCGAGCCUACCCGGGACGCCGUGCCAGGACUCCAACUGCAGCAGUGACAGCACCUCGUCAUCCGCCUCCUCCACCUCUUUGGCGAGUCCCAAAAAGAGUAACGGUGGCAUCAGCGGAGGAACCGCAACCUCCUCCACCGGGAGCAGCGGCCUGAAAGCCGAGGAGAGAACUGGCGGUGAGACCGGGGGGGACACGUCCUCUUCGGUAGUGGUGCUGAGCGGUUCUGGGGGGUCCACACCAGAGACCCAGCCACUGCUGUGGCCGGCCUGGGUCUACUGCACCCGGUACUCGGACAGGCCCUCAUCUGGCCCAAGGACACGGAAACUGAAAAAGUCGAAAAGCGACAAAGAGGACAAACGGCCGCGCACGGCCUUCACGGCGGAGCAGCUGCAGCGGCUGAAGACGGAGUUCCAGGUGAACCGGUACAUCACGGAGCAGCGGCGGCAGGCCCUCGCGCAGGAGCUCGGCCUCAACGAGUCCCAGAUCAAGAUCUGGUUCCAGAACAAACGGGCCAAAAUCAAGAAGGCCAGCGGCUUCAAGAACGGGCUCGCGCUGCAGCUGAUGGCUCAGGGACUGUACAACCAUUCCACCACCACCAUCCAGGAGGACAAGGAGGACAGCGACUGACCCCCCCCCGUACUCUGUAAAUAGAUAUUCCUAAUUUAAUGAUUGGGGGCUCCUCUCAUGCACCUGAACACACCGCGGACUCUGGAGCUGCCCCCGCAAAACCAAAGAUUUUAUUGGCAACGAAGCCUGGUGGACACACGCAAACAAUACAAAAGAAGCAACAUGCCCCCCCCUCACUGAUGGGCUGAUGUCUCCGGGUUUCCCCCCCUGGCUUUAUGUCCGUUGUGUAUUGAGCGCACUGCAUUGUGUCGGUGCACAUCCGGGUCAUUCUGUUUUGUUUUUAAAGAGAAUUGAGAUCUGGACAAUCUUAAUGAGACCCUUUAUUAAAAUUAACUUUUAUAUUAUUUGUUGAUGAAAAGUAUUCAAAUGACAACAUUUAUAGAGCAGGAUAAAUAUUGAAUAGACCAACGAUAUUUCGACAAACCAUAGGCUACCUGAAGCGUAAACAGUGCAAAUAAAAUGUAUGCAAUCGAAGUAGGCCUAUUUAGGAGAAAUGUAAUUGAUUGUGGGAGAGUGGGAAUCCUGACCUAUAGAAUCUCCUCAGUCCUGCAGCCUCAGUUUAUACGGCCCAUAAUAAUGCUGUGAGACGAAUACAUACACAAAGGAAGUCGGCAGAGUUUACAUUCAUCACUAAUAUUUAUUUUAAAUUCCUGCGAGUGAAAGCUCGUGAGUUUGUAGUGAUUCUUUAUCUGUGGCGUUUUUAUUAUUUUCUCCUAAUGCUUCUGUCUUUGUGGCCCAUGUCACUAUAGGGAAUCCAUAUUUCCCCCACAUUUUCA